AUGGCCCAUACAUAUAGAGGAGGAUAUGGGGGUUACGGAGGUUACGGGGGAUUCGGUGGAUAUGGUGGAGGUUACGGAGGAUUCGGUGGAUAUGGCGGAGGUUAUGGAAGAAUAUACGGUGGUCAUGGUCUAGGUGGAUAUGGAGGCGGCUAUGGUGGAUAUGGAGGCGGCUAUGGAGGAUACGGAGGCGGAUAUGGUGGAUACGGAGGUUAUGGCGGAUACGGAGGAGGCUAUGGGGGAUACGGCGGAGGUUAUGGUGGAUACGGAGGUUAUGGUGGAUACGGAGGCGGCUAUGGUGGGUACGGCGGACGCUAUGGUGGACAUUUUGGCGGAUAUAGAAGAGGGAAGUACUAA
This is a messenger RNA of Mya arenaria, 354 nucleotides long. RefSeq lists its product as uncharacterized. The record is from RefSeq and is a predicted model, not a curated record. Bases 1 to 354 code for a protein of 117 amino acids. Lineage: Eukaryota; Metazoa; Mollusca; Bivalvia; Myida; Myidae. The transcript has 2 exons.